This is a messenger RNA of Malus domestica (apple), 414 nucleotides long. Its product is annotated as RING-H2 finger protein ATL54-like. Lineage: Eukaryota; Viridiplantae; Streptophyta; Magnoliopsida; Rosales; Rosaceae. Gene Ontology annotation, biological process: protein ubiquitination. The record is from RefSeq and is a predicted model, not a curated record.
AUGGUCUCCGGAGAGUCUGAAUAUGGUCCUGGACUUUUUCUCAUCAUUCCGCUUGUGGUGAUCAUAGCCAUCUGGUGGUGUUGCAGUUGCUGCUUCGAGAAUAUUCCCCAUGAAGAACCGACACAACGACAAUUGGAAGAUGAUGAAAUGCAAAAGACCACAGCAGCAAGCGGUACAAGGACUACUACCGCUUCACCGGUAAUCCAGAAGUAUGAAAAGGGUGUUAGCCUGGUAGGAGAUGGUACGUGUCCUGUGUGCAUAGAAAAAUUUAAAGAAGGUGAAUAUUUUCGUACCUUGCCGGAGUGCAAGCACUCGUUUCACGCUGCAUGCAUUGACAUGUGGCUCUAUUCUCAUCCGAAUUGCCCAGUUUGCCGCGCCACUGCUACACAGUUCACGGUUGUUGUUCAGCGGUAG